Merops nubicus (carmine bee-eater) is the source of this 517-nucleotide messenger RNA. RefSeq names its product nuclear factor of activated T-cells, cytoplasmic 1-like. Gene Ontology annotation, cellular component: transcription regulator complex. NCBI's taxonomy places the organism in Eukaryota, Metazoa, Chordata, Aves, Coraciiformes, Meropidae. The record is from RefSeq and is a predicted model, not a curated record. Gene Ontology annotation, molecular function: transcription factor binding; RNA polymerase II cis-regulatory region sequence-specific DNA binding; DNA-binding transcription factor activity, RNA polymerase II-specific. The transcript is spliced from 3 exons. The annotation marks the transcript as partial. Gene Ontology annotation, biological process: calcineurin-NFAT signaling cascade; regulation of transcription by RNA polymerase II; cytokine production.
CUGCACGGGUACUUGGAGAGCGAGCCGCUCACGCUGCAGCUGUUCAUCGGCACCGCGGACGACCGCCUGCUGCGGCCCCACGCCUUCUACCAGGUCCACCGCAUCACUGGCAAGACCGUCUCCACCACCAGCCACGAGACCAUACUUUCCAACACCAAAGUCCUGGAGAUCCCGCUUCUUCCAGAGAACAACAUGAGGGCAAUCAUUGACUGUGCUGGGAUACUAAAGCUCCGAAACUCUGACAUCGAGCUGCGCAAGGGUGAGACGGACAUCGGCCGGAAGAACACGCGCGUGCGGCUGGUCUUCAGGGUUCACAUCCCACAGGCCAAUGGCAGGACCCUCUCCUUGCAAGUAGCCUCCAACCCCAUUGAGUGCUCUCAGAGAUCUGCCCAAGAACUGCCUCUGGUGGAGAAACAAAGUACUGACAGCUUUCCUGUUAUUGGAGGGAAAAAAAUGAUACUGACGGGCCAUAACUUUCUGCAAGACUCCAAAGUCAUCUUUGUGGAGAAAGCACCAG